This is a messenger RNA of Ipomoea nil (Japanese morning glory), 2959 nucleotides long. Its product is annotated as endoplasmic reticulum metallopeptidase 1. The transcript has 21 exons. Gene Ontology annotation, biological process: proteolysis. The record is from RefSeq and is a predicted model, not a curated record. NCBI's taxonomy places the organism in Eukaryota, Viridiplantae, Streptophyta, Magnoliopsida, Solanales, Convolvulaceae. The coding region runs from base 124 to 2751 and encodes 875 amino acids. Gene Ontology annotation, molecular function: metalloexopeptidase activity.
UCCUAUAAGUGCCCCUUCUACUCCACCUUCCUCACUCUCCCUCUCUUUUCUUCGGAUUUCGGACUGAGAUCUCCGUUCCAGCAGAUUUCUACCGGUGAAAUCGGAGGCAGGAGCUUUAACGGAAUGGCUUUGACGUUGAACUCCGGCGACGUUGCCGGAUUCAAGGUUCUCUUCUCGCUGGUAAUCCUCUAUGGACUCGUAUCAUUCCUAGCCUACUCAGUCCUCCACAUGAAGUUCAUCACGCCUCUCGGCAUGGAUGCCUCCCUCGACCGAUUCUCCGAAGCCCGAGCCGUCGAACACGUCCGCGUCUUAGCCAAAGACAUCGGCGGCCGACAAGUAGGGACUCCGGGUUUGAGACAAGCCGCGGAAUACAUAAAAACGGAGUUGGAGACCUUGAAGAAGAGAGCUGGACGCAAUGUUAGAGUGGAGAUUGAAGAGACCGCAGUCAAUGGUUCUUUCAGUAUGAUCUUUUUAGGUUACAGCAUCUCUUUUACUUAUAGGAACCUUACUAAUAUUAUUAUGAGAAUCUCAUCAGUUCAAUCAGGAGAUAAUGACCCAUCAGUGUUAGUAAAUGGCCACUUUGAUACUACACCUGGUUCUCCAGGUGCUGGUGAUUGUGGCUCAUGUGUAGCUUCGAUACUAGAAUUAGCCAGGGUUACAAUUGAUUCUGGUUGGAUUCCUCCUAGACCAGUUAUAUUUCUAUUCAAUGGUGCAGAAGAACUCUUUAUGCUGGGCUCACAUGGGUUCAUAACAACACAUAGAUGGCGUGAGACAAUUGGAGCAUUCAUAAAUGUUGAGGCUUCUGGAAUAGGAGGGUCUGAUUUAGUGUGUCAAUCUGGACCUAGCACUUGGCCUUCACAAGUUUAUUCACAGGCAGCUUUAUAUCCUAUGGCAAAUAGUGCAGCUCAGGAUGUUUUUGGUUUUGUUCCUGGUGAUACAGAUUACAGAAUGUUUGCUCAAGACUAUGGCGAUAUUCCUGGAUUGGAUAUUAUCUUUCUCCUGGGGGGUCGUUUUUAUCAUACCUCCUCUGAUACUGUUGAAAGACUAUUACCUGGAAGCCUGCAAGCACGUGGGGACAAUUUGGUCAGUCUGAUAAGAGCAUUCACCAACUCCUCUGAACUUCGGAAUGCACAUGAACGAAAAUUGCAUACAGCUUCUCAACAUGGAUUAGUUGAUGAGCGUGCAGUUUUCUUCGAUUUUUUCUCUUGGUUCUUGAUAUUCUACACAAGAAAAGCUGCCAUCCUGCUUUAUAGUGUUCCUCUUGCUAUCUUUCUUUUUAUGCCGCUUCUCUUACGUUUUCGGACUUGGGGAUUGACCUGUUCUUUUGCUACCCUUUUUGAUUAUAUUAAAGGAUUGCUAUAUCAUGCUGUUGGACUUGUUCUUGCAAUUGUGGUUCCUAUUAUUUUUGCUGUCAUGAGAUUAUUAUUUUCUGGGACUUCAAUGAACUGGUAUGCAAAUCCAUAUCUGGCAUUUGGAAUGUUCGUACCUUUCUCUCUUAUUGGUUUGUUGAUUCCAAGAUUUGCUUGGGGACAUUUUCCUCUAUCUCAAAAUCUCUCUCUUCUUGGAUUAUCAAAUCAGCAGGAAUUGGUUACUGAAGCUAGAUUUUGGGGGGCUUUUGGAUUUUACUCCAUAGUGACAUUGGCAUACCUUGCAGCUGGACUGAAUGGAGGCUUCUUGACUUUUCUUAUUUUAGUUUUCAUGAUUCUUGCUUGGAUUUCCUUCUGCCUUUGUAACAAGGAUUUUGGUCAUGAAUCACUCAGGUCAACUGCAUCUUAUGUAAUCCCUGCAAUACCUUGCGUGAUGUAUGCGGCUUACUUUGGUGGGUUUCUGGCUAUUUUUCUGAUUGAGAAAAUGGGCAUGUCUGGCUCUCAUCCAUCUUAUCUGUAUGGUUAUUUUAUUCCAGAUGUGAUAGUCGCAGCUACAAUUGGGGUUAUAAGUGGUUGGUGUAUUGGGCCUCUUAUACCUGUUGUUGGCCAACACUUAGCCAGGAAAUCCAUAAUGCAGGUCCUGCUGCACAUUGGUAUCAUUACAAUGGCUGUGGCAUCACUGGUCUUUCCAUACAGCACUGAGGCGCCUAAAAGAGUUGUUUUUCAACAUACAAUUUGGAAUGCAGAUUCCAGUCAAAUUAUGAGUGCCAGCUAUGAUUUUGCUGCAAUUGAUUCCAACUCUAUGUUUUUUGUCUUCAAGCAUGCACCUGAAUUGGCAAAUGAACUGGGGACUAAUACAGAAUUAUCUUUUCAUAGUGUUGAUAAGUCUCACCCAGAUGACUGGAUGGGAAUUUUCCCAGUAUCUUUCCUCUUUUCAACAAGUUUUAAGUUCCCUACAAAGCCUGAUUUCAUCCUGAAUCAGUACAAAAGCUUUCCACAUUUAUUUGCUCACAAGCCUCAGAAGCUUCUUGGUGGUGGCACUCGUAGAAUUUACUUGGAGUUCUCCUUGGGUUCCUUGAAGGAAGUCUGGGUUUCAGUUUUUAAUAUCACAGGUCCAUUAUCCAGUUGGUCUUUUGCAAAUAACAAACUUCCAGCUCCUGAAAGGGAUGGUAAUGGUCCCCCUUCAUAUAUAUGUAGAUUGAGCGGUGCAAGUAGUGAAAAUUGGACAUUCUGGUUGGAGGCAAGUAGCUCAGGAAACAUAAGGGUUGAAGUGGGUGUAAUCGAGCAGCAUCUAACAGAACAACAAUUGAAGUUGAAAGGACUUUUUCCGAAUUGGAUGGAUGUCACUGCAUACACCAGUUUUAGGUCAACCUAUGUGUUCUAGUUUGUAACAGAUUUCUAUUUCCCUUAUACUAUAGAGAUUUUAAUACAAACUGUAGUACAGAUUUGUUUCUUACCCUCAAAUCUGAUUCCAGGUGCCUCUUGAUAUUAUCUAGGUUUUUUUUUUUUUUUUUUUUUUCAUAUUAAAGGCUGUUAGUCAGACUUGUGCAUUUGGGACAAUAUAGAAAUAAAAAUAUUUUAAAGUUUUGAAA